Molecule: messenger RNA, 899 nt
Organism: Schizosaccharomyces octosporus yFS286
Lineage: Eukaryota; Fungi; Ascomycota; Schizosaccharomycetes; Schizosaccharomycetales; Schizosaccharomycetaceae
Product: myosin II light chain
Exons: 5
Coding region: 171-596 (141 amino acids)
Biological process (GO): mitotic actomyosin contractile ring assembly
Cellular component (GO): myosin II complex
Molecular function (GO): calcium ion binding
Source: RefSeq, a predicted model, not a curated record
CAUACCUCAUAUACGUAAACGCAUAUUCUUAUAGGGGCCCUAUAGUGAUUAUUCAAAUACCAAGUAUUGUAAACAAAAGGCUUCAUGGCAACCGUUGCUAGGAGCCAUUUGUGUACGAUCCAAGGCAUAAACGAAAGAAACUACACUUGGAAUUUCCACAUCACCAAAAAAUGUCUACAGACGAUUCUCCUUAUAAGCAAGCAUUCUCUCUUUUUGACCGCCAUGGAACUGGCAGCAUCCCCAAAAACUCGAUCGGUGAUUUAUUGCGUGCCUGUGGUCAGAAUCCUACUUUGGCUGAAAUAACUGAAAUCGAGUCCACUCUUCCUGCCGAAGUUGGUAUGGAUCAAUUCCUCCAAGUCUUAAAUCGUCCCAAUGGUUUUGAUAUGCCUGGUGAUCCUGAGGAAUUUGUCAAGGGAUUCCAAGUGUUUGACAAGGAUGCCACUGGCAUGAUUGGUGUUGGUGAAUUGCGUUAUGUCUUAACUUCUUUGGGCGAAAAACUCACAAACGAGGAAAUGGACGAGCUCCUAAAGGGUGUUCCAGUUAAAGAUGGAAUGGUUAACUAUCAUGAUUUUGUCCAAAUGAUUCUUGCCAAUUGAACUACCUAUGUCUCAUCCGUCAUACCCUUUUCAUGCUCUGUUCUAUAUAUACCCUUCUUUUCUAAUUUCCUUUUACCUUACUUCGCACUUGACUUCAUAGACAGUAUAGUAUGGUACGGCUAGCGCCUGUUCUUUUUCUUUCAUCAAGGAUUAUCCUAGUGAAAUGUAAUUUUUUAUGUCUACCAAAUAAUAUGCAUCUCAUGUCAAUUUUAAAAACUCGUUUUCCUUCUAAAAUUUACAGUACCUAUCGGAAGCCUUUUUUUAUAACUAUGGUCUUUUCGUAAAUUGUAAGGCAUAGCGAUU